This is a messenger RNA of Rana temporaria (common frog), 4189 nucleotides long. It is a transcript of the gene INSYN2A, whose product is annotated as inhibitory synaptic factor 2A. The transcript has 4 exons. NCBI's taxonomy places the organism in Eukaryota, Metazoa, Chordata, Amphibia, Anura, Ranidae. The record is from RefSeq and is a predicted model, not a curated record. Gene Ontology annotation, biological process: inhibitory postsynaptic potential. The coding region runs from base 392 to 1816 and encodes 474 amino acids. Gene Ontology annotation, cellular component: postsynaptic density.
CACUCCUUCCCUUACAAAUGCUCUAGCACAAUCUCUAUGGUUUUCAUGCAGUUUGAGUGGUGACUUCGAGAUGGAAGCAGCAUUUGUGUUUAUGCUCUAAUCAUUCCUCCAGGCUUUUCCCCCCUUUUUCGUAAAGGAAAAAGAAGGAAAAAAAAAAGAAAAAAAAGAAGAAGAUGAUCCUAAAACAAACAAGUUUUAAUAACCCAAGACAACUGCUUUAAUAUAACAGCCACCAACUCUCAGGAAGCCAAGGAUAUUGCUAGCACUGCAGCAGAUGCGGAGCCACAGAACAUCCUUUGCAUCCAGUAGGCUUGCAGAACUGAACCUAGAGAAAUGCAUCAAAGGAGAACUUCACAGUCAUUUACUUAUUUUUAAGGAUACAUAAGGAAUCAUGGUGAGCAAGGAGGGGGAGAAAUGCGUGCUGACAUCCUCAGAAAGUGAAGCUGAACCAGCUGUUUCCUUAGCCUUAGAAAUGAAAUAUGCAUUGGACCCCAACCGGCAGAUCAAGAAGAGGAAUAAAGCCCUUCAAGUAAGGUUUAAAGAUAUUUGCGAAGCUCAGAACGAGCAGAGGGAUAAACAGCUUUCCACAGUGCCACAGAGUGAGAAGGAAGGAAAGUCUUCUUCUUAUAAAGCUUACCGGAAGUACAUGACAGUGCCUGCCCGACGGUCUAUACCCAACGUUACCAAGAGCACAGGGGUUCAGACUUCACCAGACCUGAAAAAGCGAUAUCAGACUUUUCCACUGGACCGCAAAAAAGGGAACCUGUUGAAAAAUGCCUCGGGAGCUGAUACAAUGAAGGGCCAGAACAAUGGAUUCGUAAUAGAGGUCAAGGAUACAAAAGAUAAAAGCUCAGGGGAGUCCAACCAAUGCCGCAGGGUUGGUGAAAGAGUGGUCGCUGAUCUCAUGGUGCAUUCUAGUGAAAAUAUGGAUGUUGUCCCAUCAAGCAAUUGCUCAGAUGCAUGUGGAAGCACUGAUUUGCACAGCUGUACUAAAGAAUCCCCCCCUCUUCAAAACCCAGCAAUCUCCACUUUGGAACAGGCCAUCUGCCAUUUGCAUGAACCCACCAAACACGACAAAAGGCCAUUGGGGAACACGCAGUCCCACCACCCGCCACAUGUUAAGGUGCUUCUAAAAGAGGAAGCCACUAUCCACUCCCCUACACUUAACCCAAAUUUAACAGACCCCGAAGACUUUAGUGACACAGAGCGGACAGUCUGUCCGCUGACAGAUGCAGAAGACAAAAGAACUAGUCAUCUUAAUGGCUUGCAAGGCCAAGAUGUAAACCCCAAGGCCUGCACGGCACAGUCACAGUGUCAAACAACGGAAUGUAAUGAGCAGGCCCUGCAGAUAAAGGUUUUACCCACGGAUAAAAAUCAGCCUUGUCAGUCGACGGUUGCUUUGAGUGAUGAAUGCCAACAAAUCGUGCCUCACAAAGACGUGACAGACUUAAAAGCACAGCUUCAGACCAUGGAAACCCUGAUCAGCUCUAGUCAGGAAACAAUUAAAGUGCUUUUGGGUGUGAUUCAGGAGCUGGAGAAGGGAGAAGCUCACCGAGAGGGGCUUUCAUAUCGAACUGGGCAAGACACAGCAAACUGCGACACAUGCAGGAACAGCGCAUGUAUUAUUUACAGUGUUGAACUGGAUUUCAAACAGCAAGAAGACAAACUCCAACCAGUGUUGAAAAAACUCCAUCCCAUUGAGGAAACUCAGGUUGCACCUUUGCCUUACCCUGCCGAGAGUUACACAUCAACUCCCAAGCAAAAAUCCAAAACAGAAUCUAAAAAACACGGAAGAUGGAAACUCUGGUUUCUUUAGCAAAGUCUGCUGAAUACUGAGCCUUGGGCCAUCUUAGGCACACGUGUGAAAUUCAACAGUUCACUCAAAAAAAGGAUCUUGUUAACUUGAUGUUAUCAAGAAGUAAAAUGGUUGGGCAGUAUGCAGAUACCUACUGUGCGUACCAAAAAGGCCUUUAUACUUGCAACUCAACUUGCAGGAGCAAGGUAUAAAAAAAUAAAUAAAAACAAACACCACAACAUGCCAACUUUUACUAGCAUUUCAGUUUUUGGGAUACAAAAUCUGGAUUUAAAAUCUGAAUUACCAAAUGCGAAGAAAAAGAAAAAAAAAUAUGGUUGGAAGUUUGAAUUGCUUCCUUUUUUUCCUAUUGGUUCAGCAUAAGCAACGCAUAUAAUUUGCUUCCGGAUUCUAAAGCCUUUAUGUUUCAAAUGAAUAGCAGAAGAAAGAUUUUAGCCUUACAGUAGAAGGGGUCUUUCAUUUUUAAAUUUUCUUGUGAAAUCCAAGCAGGGGAUAUGUGCAAUUCUCAGCACAUCAAAAUCUGGAGAAAGCACAAAUUUUCAAGUGGUCGGAGACCAGUGAAAAUCUCAAAGGUGUGACUAAGUGUGUGUAUUUGCCUUCCCGUGCUAAAGAAUAAUUGAUUUCAGUCAUUCUCAUGCUAUGUUUAAUGUUCUAGAAAAAAGACAUUGAAUCUGAGCAAGUGCAAAAAGCCAGUCAUAUCCCAAAGUCAGAACAUGCCUUUAAUCUCAUUGUUCGUUGACAGGGUCAAGGCUACGGGACACUGUUUUCUUAGACCUAAUUUCUUAUGGUUUCCUACCCCAAAAAGCCCAAACUAUUACAAAUAUAUAUUUAAAUUCUAACUAAAGUUGGAAUAUUGUUGGUCUGAAAUAGUUUUUUAUUCUGAAGUUUCCAAUGCCAUAUCAUUAUACAAGAAGCCAAUAUUUAUUUAUCUAUUUAUUUUUAAUUCUUAUCUUAGUUUGGCACUAUGUUUGUUAUAAAUGGUCAUACAAAUUGACAUUUUUUUUUUUCAAUAAAAAAAAUUAUGAUUUUGAGAAAUGUAAUAUACAUUAUUCUAUGUCAGUUAGUUAAAAACAGAAGUUAUGUAUAUUUAUAUUUUUUAACCAAUUUGAAAUGAAAGCAAUUUAAAAUAACCUUAAUAUUUAAAGAACACCGUGUUAAAUUAUAAGUUUCUCUUAUUAGCAAAAAAAAUUGCAAUCUUUAGGGUUGAUUGUAAUCAUUUUGAAAAAUAUGUAUAAGAUAAGGAAUAAUGCAACUGUUAUAUGCCACUCAAUACACUAGAUCCUGUGGCUAAACUUUAUUUUUGAAGUCUUAAGAAAGAAGUCUCGAAGGAAGUCUAUAUAAUAUUUUAAGCAAUUUGAAAUAAUUGCAAUAUGCCUUAUGGCCAAGUUUAUUUAAAGCUUUAGACAUUUUUUUCUGCAGCAUUUCUGAAAAUAUCUGCCUCCCAGAGAGCUUCUUAAAGCUUUUAAAAAAUAUAUAUUUUUCUGCUUAUAUUGAUAAAUAAGUGUAGCUGUAUACAGGUUUGAAUUGUUUAAACCAUUAGGUCAUCUAGCAUCACAAUUUCACUUAAUACAAAUAGUUUAACAUACAAAGUCACGUAAUAAGUCCAUGAACAUUGAAAAGGCAUAAAUAAAAACCAAUAGAAUAUAGAGAUCUGGUUACUACAUUUGCAAAUGCACCAUCUAUUAUACAAAUAAUUUAUAAUAUCUUCUUAUGCCUACAAAAGGAAGAAUUGAAGAUAAAUCAUGUGGCAAGCACUGUUCUAUAUUUUCAAGAGUUUAAUCUGUGCGUGGGAGAGAAUUUUAGCUUUCCAACCUGGAAUAUAAAUACUAUGUACUAGGUUGUUGUACCCAAACACAGUUGUAGAAUGUGAAUCAAACUAUUUUUCAAAAACUAUGUAUUAAAUGGUGAAGAUGCUGAAAAGGUAUAGAUUUAUAAAAUUGAAAUGAAAAAGUUAAAAUUCAUCUAGGCAGGUUUCAAGGUAAAAAGCUAUCAUGUAGAAGGUGCUUUUUUUUCUAUCACUAUGUGAUAAUUUGAAGCUAGUGUGAGGAUUGUGCAUUUUUCAUUAAUAUUGUACAAAAUUGUAAUUAUGCCCAGGUAAAAAUAUGCUUUAUUGGAUAUGUCAGACUUGCUUAAUAGGGCUACUAAAAUUGUACAUAAAAAAUAUUAAAUUAUUUUUGUGUAUAAAACUAGUAUGUGUAAAAGGAAUAGUGGUUAUGUGCCAAGAAGGAAGUGCAAUUGUUUCACUUGAUGGGUGGGGUUGAAAAAAAUGCUACUGUAUUUUUUAAUGUUUUUUAAUUAAAGAUACAUAUGUUUAUAUUGCACAAUUAAAACAAUGUUUUAAAGUCCCCAAAUAAAGUAUUGCCCAUAAAUUAUGAA